UUUUUUAAAACAAAUAUUUAUACAUACACUACUAUACACAAUAUGACCGUAUCCACUCCUUAUCAUAUCGCAAAGCCAUUCAAAGUUUCCAUCAUUGGAUCCGGUAACUGGGGUACCGCUGUUGCCAAACUCGUGGCUGAAAACACUGCCGAAAAGCAAGAAAUAUUCGAACGGGAAGUCAAUAUGUGGGUCUACGAAGAAAUGAUCGAAGACCGCAAACUUACCGACAUCAUCAAUACCGAACACGAAAACGUCAAGUAUCUCCCAGAUGUUAAGUUACCUGCCAACUUGAUUGCCAACCCUGAUAUUGUUGAUACAGUGAAGGACGCUGAUUUGAUUGUGUUCAACAUUCCUCAUCAAUUCUUGGGAAGAAUCGUCAAACAACUAGAUGGCCACGUCAAGCCUACCGCCAGAGCCAUUUCCUGUUUAAAGGGAUUGGAAGUUGGUCCUGAAGGUUGUAAAUUAUUAUCCACAUCCAUCACUGAAAAGUUGGGAAUCUACUGUGGUGUUCUUUCUGGUGCCAAUAUCGCUUCAGAAGUCGCUAGAGGAAGAUGGUCUGAAACUUCUAUCGCAUAUACCUUACCAGCUGAUUUCCGUGGAGCUGGACGUGAUAUUGACGAAUUUGUAUUGAAGCAAUGUUUCCACAGACCUUACUUCCACGUCAGAGUCAUCAGAGAUGUCGUUGGUGCUUCCAUAGCCGGUGCCUUGAAAAACGUUGUUGCCUGUGCCGUUGGUUUCGUCAUUGGUGCUGGUUGGGGUGAUAACGCUCGUGCUGCCAUCAUGAGAAUUGGUAUCAGAGAAAUCAUCAACUUUGCUUCUCAUUGGGAGAAGUUUGGUAUUAAGGGGUUAGCUCCACCAAGUCACUCUACAUUCACCGAAGAAAGUGCUGGUGUCGCUGACUUGAUCACUACCUGUAGUGGUGGUCGUAACGUUAAGGUUACUAAAUACAUGGUUGAAAACAAUGUUGAUGCCUGGGAAGCUGAAAAGAUUGUCUUGAAGGGUCAAAGUUCCCAAGGGAUAAUCACUGCUAAGGAAGUUCACGAAUUAUUGGAAAAUUUCCUGUUACAAGAUCAAUUCCCAUUAUUUGAAGCUACAUACAAGGUUAUCUACGAAGAUGGAAGUGUUGAAGAUUUCCCAAGACUUUUAGAAGAUGAUUCUGUAUGUUAGACACUGCUUCACGAAAUUUCAUGUACAAUAGAUAGAUUCUUUGGUUUCCUUUUUUUAUGAUUAUUUAUAGAUUAAUUCAAAUAUAGACAUUGAUGUUAC
Molecule: messenger RNA, 1266 nt
Organism: Spathaspora passalidarum NRRL Y-27907
Lineage: Eukaryota; Fungi; Ascomycota; Pichiomycetes; Serinales; Debaryomycetaceae
Gene: GPD2
Product: Gpd2p
Exons: 1
Coding region: 43-1167 (374 amino acids)
Biological process (GO): glycerol-3-phosphate catabolic process; carbohydrate metabolic process
Cellular component (GO): cytosol; nucleus; glycerol-3-phosphate dehydrogenase (FAD) complex
Molecular function (GO): glycerol-3-phosphate dehydrogenase [NAD(P)+] activity; NAD binding; protein homodimerization activity
Source: RefSeq, a predicted model, not a curated record